AUGGCCUCCAAUACAAUGCAAGAAAUCCACCCAGCAUCUACUGCUGUGAACAAGGAUGAUCUAAUGAUUCCACUGAUCGACUUCGGUCCAUUCUUUACGGGAACACCUUCCGACAAGCAUGCUGUCGCCCUUUCUAUUACCGACGCUUUCAAAACAUCCGGGUUUGUCUACCUCAAAUCCCAUGGCAUUCCACCUUCCGUGGUGUCCCGGGUGUUUGCUUCAUCAGCUCGUUUCUUUGCACGACCUCAGAGACAGAAAGACGAUCUAGGUUGGACGACCCCACAAUCGAACCGUGGUUACGUCGCCAUCGGGCGGGAGAAGUUAACCACAGUCGACCAAACCAAUGGCGUGGAUGAUCUGCGUGCAUCCGCCCCGGAUAUUAAAGAGACGAUGGAACUUGGCCGUGAGGGAGUGGAAGGGCUUCCCAAUCGCUGGCCAGAUCAUUUGGAUGAUGAAGGGAAGGAUUUCAAAGAGACUAUGCAGACCUUCUUUGAAAUGUGCAAGACCCUGCAUACACAAAUUAUGCGUGCCAUUGCAUUGGGGAUGAGCCUGCCGGAACAUUUCUUCGACGAUUACGUGAAUGAGGGCGAUAAUAACCUCCGACUACUCCACUAUCCUGCCGUUAGCAAGGAGGUCUUCAACAAGAAUCCUGACCAGGUUCGUGCUGGCGAGCACAGCGACUACGGUUCAGUUACCCUCCUUUUCCAGGACAAACAUGGUGGACUGCAAGUACGAAGUCCUAAGGGGACUUUUGUGGAUGCGAUUCCUAUUGCCGAUACCAUUGUUGUGAAUGCUGGUGAUCUGCUAGCUCGGUGGUCCAAUGAUACUAUUAAGAGCACCCGUCAUCGGGUAAUUCAGCCACCCGCACCAGUCAAUGAGGAAUCUGGAGAGGACAACUCGGGGCAUUACCCUGCUCGAUACAGCGUCGCCUAUUUCUGCAACCCCAAUAGCGCCAAACUCAUUGAAGCGCUGCCAGGGACUUUCGGCGAAGAUAUUGAUGUAGCGAAGAAGUAUGCAGAUAUAACUGCAGGCGACUACUUGGUCCAACGAUUGACAGCGACUUAUUAA
This is a messenger RNA of Penicillium canescens, 1068 nucleotides long. RefSeq names its product isopenicillin N synthase family dioxygenase. Lineage: Eukaryota; Fungi; Ascomycota; Eurotiomycetes; Eurotiales; Aspergillaceae. The transcript has 2 exons. Bases 1 to 1068 code for a protein of 355 amino acids. Gene Ontology annotation, molecular function: dioxygenase activity. The record is from RefSeq and is a predicted model, not a curated record.